AUGGCGCCGGCAUGGCAGCCCCUGCCCCGAUUCCUCACCAAGGCUCUGUUGGCGUCCGUCCUCCUGGCUGAGAACUUCUCCCAGGCGGGAGCCUUGGAGACGGUGCCGGAAAGCAACGUGAGCUGCCAAGGGUCCAACACGUGCCAUCCGGGGGUGCUGCUGCCCGUCUGGCAGCCGGACAACCCGUCCUUCGGCGACAAAGCUGCUCGGGCCAUUGUCUACUUCGUGGCCAUGAUGUACAUGUUCCUGGGGGUCUCCAUCAUCGCCGACCGCUUCAUGGCCUCCAUCGAGGUCAUCACCUCCAAGGAGAAGGAAAUCACCGUCACCAAGGCCAACGGCGAGACCAGCAUCGGCACAGUGCGGAUCUGGAAUGAGACGGUCUCCAACCUGACCCUGAUGGCGCUGGGCUCCUCCGCACCCGAGAUCCUGCUCUCUGUCAUCGAGGUGUGUGGGCACAACUUCCAAGCUGGGGAGCUGGGGCCCGGCACCAUUGUGGGCAGCGCCGCCUUCAACAUGUUCGUGGUGAUCGCCAUCUGCGUUUACGUCAUCCCCGCCGGGGAGAGCCGCAAGAUCAAGCACCUGCGGGUCUUCUUCGUCACGGCCUCCUGGAGCAUCUUCGCCUACAUCUGGCUCUAUCUGAUCCUGGCAGUCAUCUCCCCGGGCGUGGUGCAGGUCUGGGAAGCUCUGCUGACGCUCGUCUUCUUCCCGGUCUGCGUGGUCUUCGCCUGGAUCGCCGACAAGCGGCUCUUCUUCUACAAGUACGUCUACAAGAGGUACCGCGCCGACCCGCGGAGCGGCAUCAUCAUCGGCACCGAAGGGGAGUUCCCCAAGGACAUCGAGAUGGAUGGCAGCUUCCUGGCCAAUGACCACCGGGAGAACGUCUUCAUGGACGGGGCGGCUUCCGCAUCCCCGGCCCUGGCCUCCUCCACCCAAGAGGAGAAGGAACUGGACGAGAGCCGCAAGGAGGUGAUCCAGAUUCUCAAGGACCUCAAGCAGAAGCACCCGGACAAAGAGCUGGAGCAGCUGGUGGAGAUGGCCAACUACUACGCCCUGCUGCACCAGCAGAAGAGCCGAGCUUUCUACCGCAUCCAAGCCACCCGCAUGAUGACUGGGGCUGGGAACAUCCUGAAGAAACACGUCUCGGAGUUCUCCAAGAAGUCGUCCAACCUUCUGGAGGCGCCGUCGGAGGCGGAGGAGGAGAACUACAGCAAGAUCUUCUUCGAGCCCUGCCUGUACCACUGCCUGGAGAACUGCGGCUCGGUCACGCUGACCGUGGCCUGCCAGCAGGGUGGGGAGGGCAACCACACCUUCUACGUGGACUACAAGACGGAGGACGGCUCGGCCAAGGCGGGCUCCGACUACGAAUAUAGCGAGGGGACGCUGAUCUUCAAGCCGGGCGAGACGCAGAAGGAGCUGAAGAUUGGCAUCAUCGACGACGAUAUCUUCGAGGAAGACGAGCACUUCUUCGUCCGCCUGCUCAACCUGCGGGUGGGGGACGCCGAGGGCAUGUUUGAGUCUGACUCGGCCGACCACCCCAAGGGGCGUCUGGUGGCCCCGCUGAUCGCUACCGUCACCAUCCUGGACGACGAUCACGCCGGCAUCUUCACCUUCCAGGACAAGCUGUUGCGUGUCAGCGAGUGCCAGGGCACCAUGGAAGUGAAGGUGGUGCGGAGCUCUGGGGCGCGGGGGACGGUGAUCGUCCCCUACCGGACAGUGGAGGGGACAGCUCGCGGAGCGGGCAUCGACUACGAAGACGCCUGUGGGGAGCUGGAAUUCAAGGACGACGAGACAGUGAAAAGCCUGCAGGUGAAGAUUGUGGACGAUGAAGAGUAUGAGAAGAAGGACAACUUCUUCAUCGAGCUGGGGCAGCCGCGCUGGCUGAAACGGGGCAUCUCGGCUCUCUUGCUAACUCAAGCCGACGGGGACAAGAAGCUCUCGGCAGAGGAAGAGGAAGCCUGGAGGAUCGCCGAGAUGGGCAAGCCGAUCCUGGGGGAGAACUGCCGGCUGGAAGUCAUCAUCGAGGAGUCGUACGACUUUAAGAACACCGUGGACAAGCUGAUCAAGAAAACCAACCUGGCCCUGGUCAUCGGCACCCACUCCUGGAGGGAGCAGUUCCUGGACGCCAUCACCGUGAGCGCAGGUGAUGAGGAAGAGGAGGAGGACGGGCGGGAGGAGAAGCUCCCGUCCUGCUUUGACUACGUCAUGCACUUCCUGACGGUAUUCUGGAAGGUGUUGUUCGCUUGCGUGCCGCCCACCGAGUACUGGAACGGCUGGGCCUGCUUCAGCGUCUCCAUCCUGGUGAUUGGGCUCCUCACCGCCCUCAUCGGGGACCUGGCCUCCCACUUUGGCUGCACUGUGGGCCUCAAGGACUCCGUCAAUGCCGUGGUCUUCGUGGCCUUGGGCACCUCCAUCCCGGACACCUUUGCCAGCAAGGUGGCCGCCCUGCAGGACCAAUGCGCCGACGCCUCCAUCGGCAACGUGACGGGGAGCAACGCGGUGAACGUGUUCCUGGGCCUGGGCGUGGCCUGGUCGGUGGCCGCCAUCUACUGGGCCGCGCAGGGCCAGGACUUCAAGGUGCAGACGGGCACCCUGGCCUUCUCUGUCACCCUCUUCACCAUCUUCGCCUUCGUCUGCAUCAGCGUGCUCAUGUACCGCCGCCGGCCGAGCAUCGGGGGCGAGCUGGGGGGCCCCCGGCCGGCCAAGCUCCUCACCGCCGGCCUCUUCCUGGGCCUCUGGUUCCUCUACAUCCUCUUCUCCAGCCUCGAGGCCUAUUGCCACAUCCGGGGCUUCUGA
This is a messenger RNA of Emys orbicularis (European pond turtle), 2793 nucleotides long. RefSeq names its product solute carrier family 8 member A2 (gene SLC8A2). Gene Ontology annotation, cellular component: postsynapse; axon; sarcolemma. Gene Ontology annotation, molecular function: calcium:sodium antiporter activity. NCBI's taxonomy places the organism in Eukaryota, Metazoa, Chordata, Testudines, Emydidae. The transcript is spliced from 7 exons. The coding region runs from base 1 to 2793 and encodes 930 amino acids. Gene Ontology annotation, biological process: sodium ion transmembrane transport; cell communication; calcium ion import across plasma membrane. The record is from RefSeq and is a predicted model, not a curated record.